UUUUGUGACUCUUCAUCUUUUGCUAUCAUCAUGUCCGGACGCGGCAAGCAGGGCGGCAAGGCGCGCGCCAAGGCCAAGACGCGCUCGUCGCGGGCCGGCCUGCAAUUCCCCGUGGGCCGCGUGCACCGCCUGCUGCGCAAGGGCAACUACUCCGAGCGGGUGGGCGCCGGCGCGCCGGUGUACCUGGCCGCGGUGCUGGAGUACCUGACGGCCGAGAUCCUGGAGCUGGCGGGCAACGCGGCGCGCGACAACAAGAAGACGCGCAUCAUCCCGCGCCACCUGCAGCUGGCCAUCCGCAACGACGAGGAGCUCAACAAGCUGCUGGGCAAGGUGACGAUCGCGCAGGGCGGCGUCCUGCCCAACAUCCAGGCCGUGCUGCUGCCCAAGAAGACCGAGAGCCACCACAAGGCCAAGGGCAAGUAAGACUGAGAACUUCAAACUUCUGGAAAUCAACGGCUCUUUUCAGAGCCACCCACUUUUAUCUCGAAAG
Talpa occidentalis (Iberian mole) is the source of this 490-nucleotide messenger RNA. RefSeq names its product histone H2A type 1-D. The record is from RefSeq and is a predicted model, not a curated record. Gene Ontology annotation, cellular component: nucleosome. The transcript has a single exon. The coding region runs from base 31 to 423 and encodes 130 amino acids. Lineage: Eukaryota; Metazoa; Chordata; Mammalia; Eulipotyphla; Talpidae. Gene Ontology annotation, molecular function: DNA binding; protein heterodimerization activity; structural constituent of chromatin.